CCAUCGCCUGGCCAAAGAACACUUCGCCGCACAGCGCAUACCCUUCUCCAUCUCUCGCCACUCUCUCUCUCUCUCUCCCUCUGCAAGCGUGCACGGACGCGCGCCAUGGACAAUCCUCCGGUCGCGGCGGCGGCGGCCAACAACGUGGCCAAUCCUCCGGCAGCGGCAGCGGCGGCCAACAACGUGGCCAAUCCUCCGGCGGCGGCACCUGCGGCUGCACCAGCAGCGAAUGCCGCCGCCGCAGCGCGCGCCGCGCGGCACACCGCCUGGAAGAAGAAGGACAAGAAGGUUGCAAUCAUAUCUCUGGUCGUUCUGGCGAUCGUCCUGGUUCUGGUUGCGGUGCUGUGCCUCCAACCCUGGAAAAAGUAGAGAAUCUAUGCAUCAAGAUGCGUGGCGUGCUCUGAGUACUUCUGUGGGAUCGAGCAACCUGAUCGUGUCCGUGGUUAAGGAGUACUACUGCGUCCAACUUAUAUAUGCAGUUUGUUAUUAGGUUAAUUAUUCUUUUGCCCUCAGUGGUGUCCAUGUGCUCAGUUUUGCCCUCAGAUACGAAUUGUCCUCAAUUUUGCCCCUAGUUCGAGCACAGCAACUAUGACGAGGCCAAACGGCCAUAUUUGAGUCCAUUCCGUCCGCCGGCGUUAGUGGUUGUGGGUCCGAAGCUUACACGUGGGACCGCCACUAAUAGAA
Molecule: messenger RNA, 684 nt
Organism: Triticum aestivum (bread wheat)
Lineage: Eukaryota; Viridiplantae; Streptophyta; Magnoliopsida; Poales; Poaceae
Product: transcriptional regulatory protein AlgP-like
Exons: 2
Coding region: 106-369 (87 amino acids)
Source: RefSeq, a predicted model, not a curated record